Messenger RNA from Diorhabda sublineata, 2120 nucleotides. RefSeq names its product splicing factor Cactin (gene cactin). The transcript is spliced from 5 exons. Gene Ontology annotation, biological process: mRNA cis splicing, via spliceosome. Gene Ontology annotation, cellular component: spliceosomal complex; cytoplasm. Gene Ontology annotation, molecular function: protein binding. The record is from RefSeq and is a predicted model, not a curated record. NCBI's taxonomy places the organism in Eukaryota, Metazoa, Arthropoda, Insecta, Coleoptera, Chrysomelidae. The coding region runs from base 156 to 2054 and encodes 632 amino acids.
ACUUUACGAUAAAUGUUAUGAAGGAAUAGUUAUGUUUCCAAUUUUCCCUAUUCUUUUAAGAGUAUUGUGUAGCUCAUACAUUUUUACCAGGUUUCCCAACAGUGUUUCUACACAAAUUUUUUAGUACUACUAUAUUUAAAUAUAAUUAGCACAAUAUGCCUAAGAAAUCUUCGAAAAAAGAAAAAUAUUCCACUUCUGAAUCUGACAGCAGUGAUAGUUCAGAUAAUUCGGUAAAACUGUUGGAAAAAUUAACAAAAGAAAGGAUUAGACUUGCAGAGGAAAAGAAAAAGCGUAAAGAAUACAUUAAAUCAACCGAAACUCUAGAGGAAAAAAGAAUAAGACGUCUUUUGAAAAAACAACGCAAGGAAAGGUCUAGAAAGGAAAGAAUGGGAUGGGAUAAUGAAUAUUUACAUUAUACAAAUAGUGAUAAUCCAUUUGGAGAUGGUAAUUUGUUGUCCACUUUUGUGUGGCAAAAAAAACUAUCAAAAGAAGGGUUAAAAGGUGUUAGUCAGGAAGAAAUUGAAGAUAUAAACAGGAUGAAACAAGAAGAAAACAAACGAGAACUGGAGAAAGUGAAAAAAAGACGUUUAGAAAGGGAGUUAGAAAGACAAAAAAGAGAAGAAGAAACACAAAUGCUUCAAAGGAGCAAAGAAGCAGCACAAUUUGAAGAAUGGGAAAGACAAGAAGAUAAAUUCCAUUUAGAACAGGCUAGAUUGAGAUCUCAUAUAAGAAUUCAAGAUGGUAGAGCUAAGCCAAUAGAUUUAUUAGCCAAAUAUAUCAGUGCAGAGGAAGAGGUUGAUGCUGUAGAAAUGCAUGAGCCAUAUACUUAUCUAAAUGGACUGCAAAUAAAAGAUUUAGAGGAUUUAGUGGAAGAUAUAAAGGUUUAUAAAGAACUGGAAAGGGGAAAAAACUUGGAUUAUUGGAAUGAUAUUACAGUAAUAGUAGAAGAUGAAUUGCAAAAACUGAGAAAAUUAGAAAAGAACACUUUUGAUUCAGGAUUGAAUAGGAGAGAAGGUAUCCAUCAAUCUGUGGCCAAUGAUGUUACCUCAGUUUUUAAGGGGAAAACAGCUGCACAAUUAGCUGCACUGGAAAAAAAUAUUGAGAACAAAAUUAAUGGAAAAGCUGAUGGUAUUGAUAUUGGAUAUUGGGAAUCUCUAUUAUCACAAUUAAAAGCUCACAUGGCAAGAGCUCGAUUAAGGGAUAGGCAUCAAGAAAGCUUAAAAAGAAAACUUCAAGUAUUGAAAGCCGAACAGUCAAUUAGUACUAUUAAUUCUAAUGAAGCUCAAUCUAGUGAGAUUCAAAAUACAUCCACAUCAGAAGAUACCCAACCAGGACCAUCUCAAGAUAAUGAAAAAGGAGAUGGUGAUGUGGAGCAAAACCCAGAAGAUGUAGUAAAUACAUGGUUAAAUGAAUGUUUCCACGCUUAUCAAGCUGGUGGGUAUAGUCCCAAAUUUUUAACUCCCGAUGAAAUAGAACCUGGCACUAUUGUAGUUAUGGAAGAAGAUGAUAACAAACGAUUGGAAUUUGCUAGAUUACAGGUCGUUGGUAAGGGAAAAAAAGUGGAAAAUGUUAUUACCAAAGAAGAAUUGAUGCUCCAAAAAGAAGCUCGCAAAGGUAUGGAUGCGGAUGAAGCUCAGUUUUCAGUAGAACAAUCUUUAGAUAGUCAAGUAUACCUUUGGUCGGAUAAAUACCGUCCCAGAAAACCUAGGUACUUCAAUAGGGUACACACAGGUUUUGAAUGGAACAAAUAUAAUCAAACUCAUUACGACAUGGAUAAUCCACCACCGAAAAUUGUUCAAGGAUACAAAUUCAAUAUAUUUUAUCCAGAUCUAAUAACAAAAAAUACUACCCCGGAGUAUUACUUAUCCCCUUGUCCUGAUAAUAAAGAAUUUGCAAUCUUGAGGUUUCAUGCUGGUCCGCCAUAUGAGGACAUUGCUUUCAAAAUAGUCAACAGAGAAUGGGAAUAUUCUUAUAAGAGAGGUUUUAGAUGCCAGUUUCACAAUAAUAUUUUUCAGCUUUGGUUUCACUUCAAAAGGUACAGAUAUAGAAGAUAAAUCAUGUUAUUGUGUAUUUAUUUAUUUUAUAACUAAAUAUUUUUAUUAUGAAUAAAUAAUUAUAUA